AUGUUCGACGUGCUGGCGCCGGGGAAGCUUGUCUUAACCCUGCGAUCGACACCACCCUUCGUGGCCGAGACCGCCUUCGCUUUAGCCCUGACGAUCUUGUUAGCGGCGCCGCUCAUCGUGCGCGUUCAUCGCCUCCUCCUCGACAAGCAGCUGAGGGCCCUCACGAAGACAGCCUCGUCCUCGCAUCGCCGUCGCCACGGUCGAUCGUUAUUGAUACACUUUCCGGCUCCGAUCGCCGUGGCCGACUCCACGUCGAGUUCCAGCCUGUUCCGUUCGGAAUCCGCUCGCAGGGUCAACUCCACGCCGAUCCUACGAAGCAACGGCGGUGCCCCGGGUAGCUUGAGUCGCCGCGAAACUCGAGUCGACGGGGAAAGCGGAGUUCGCGGCUCCAGGAUACGGAAAUGUCCGCCGCUGGGUCCUUCGCCCUUCGCGGACCCGCCGCGUCCGAUAGUCGACAUAUCGAGCCUCGAUUACAAGGCCCAUCGUCACAGACUGAUCGAGGCGAGCCUGAAGAAGCAGUACGACGACCUCCAGCCGCCGGGCGACGUCGUCCUGAACUCGCUGCACCUCAACUCGGCCGACUCGGUGAUCGGCGUGCGGCUCAGCAAUCGAUACGAUCACAGCCUCUUCGAUUUCGUCGAGGAGUACUACGACGUCGCCGGGGCGGCGAGCCGGGGAAACGUCGAGCGCCUUCAUCCGCUGGAUCAUUUCUUGUCGAGAGGCGCGAGGAGACCGCGGACCAGCGAGAAGGAAACGGAGACGGUUCCCGAGAGCGGCGUUGAUCCCGACAACGGUGGAAAUCGUCUUUCGGCAAACGUCGACGGCGAUCCCGCGAAACUACCCCGCGUGGACGACAAUGGGAAUCCGUGCGUUCGAGCGUCGCCACCGGACGACGUCCUCGCGACCCGGGAUCCGAGAUCGGAAGCGGCGAUCUCGAGAGGAUCGAUUCCGCCGCGAUCUCGCAGACGCGCCGGUAAAACGACACCCGGACGCAACGCGGAAGACGACUGUCCGCGAUCCGCCGAGCGGAGCUCGUCGUCGAGAAACGAUCGACCGGCGAGCCGGGAAGCGACGGCGAGACCGGGAACCGCCGCGGGUCGCUCGCGUGGGUCCAAGAAAAAAUUGGAAGACUACCCGUGCGCCGCGUCCCCGCUGUCGGGCGAACGUCGCGCGGACGGGGAGGCCGGAGGGACGUUGAAUUUUAUUUCGGUGAGCUCCAGCGAGAUUGCCAGCAUCCGCAGCGAUUCCAGUAAACGCCGGGACGACCAAGUGUCGUGCCGCUCGCGCGAGUCAUCGAUCAGCCCCAGCAGCCGCACGUCGUCGCGUCCCCCUUGGCUGUCGGGGAGCCGAGGCACCUCCUUCAACAGGAAAUACGGGAGAAAUAUCACGGAGAUUUCCGCCGCGAGGACCGCGAGACCGAUGUCGGCGCGGGGGAGACUGGCAGCCCGAGGACGUUCGAAGGAAUCCUCGGCGGGGACGCUGGGUCCAAGAGCGGCGAGCUUCGUCGCGCCGCGGGGGGAGGAAUUCACGGGGAUGACGAGCGAGGGACCGGGCGAGGAGAAUCUCGCGGCGCGGCCACGUGGGCAGCGGAGCGAGUCAAAGGAUGUCGGAGGCGCCGCGGCGGAGGCUAACGAGGAGGGACGAGCUUUGAGGACUGCCGAUUUGCCCCGCGGGGGGAAAUUUCCCGCGAGAGGAGCGACGCUGCCCGACGACGCCGCCACGUUUUUACCGUCGCCGAACGCACGGAGGAAGGCUCGCUCGCCCCGGGCCGCUUCCUCCGCCGACGCACCUGUAACUGCAAGCAAAACUUUGGCGACGAAGAAGCCGGAAUUAACGACGAGCCGACGCGGCGCCGACGGCGCGAGGGGGUGUCUGGUACCCGGGAAUAAUGCGCCGAGGCUCAGCCCCGCGCGAGAUCGGCGGGGGUGUUCGGCGAAAUUAAAUCGCGGCGGAAGGCGUCAGUUAAGAAGCGCGGAGAAUCCCUCGAAAGGCGCGUCGCUAAGCCCGCAGAUUGAAUUAUCCGGCCGAGUGUUAAACCCGGCCGACGAUACCGAUAAAUCCGCGAUCCCCGACGGCGAGGGGCCCGCGGGGCUCGCGUCGCGAAUCGAUCCGCGGGUGGAGGCCGCGAGCGGCGGGAUUCGAGCGGAAAGCGCGAGGGCGGCGAGCGGCGUGAAAUCUAAUAGCGCCGGCGACGUCGCUCGAUCGAGGGCGCCGAAAAUGAUGCGGGACCCGCGGGCGAGACUCGGCGCGAACGGCCUCGCGGAGGGCUGCGGGCCCGACGGCGCGGCCUCGCAUCCGGCGCGGCUGGAUGCAAAUUCCGCGACGGAAAGCGGAUUAAACGGCACGAAAUUGAAUACUCGAUCAAACGGCGCGGUCGACGAGAUGAGAUACGACGGAUCCCCGUCUGCGAAGUCGUCGUCCCUCGCCGCGCGCGAGUGCGGUAACGUCGCGACGGAGCCGGGAGAGACGCGGCAGGGGUUGCAGCUGCCGCGGCGCGACUCGAAGAUAGGACUCGCGAUGAAUUCCGCCCUCAAGAGGUACAUCAAGAUGCUGAAGCAGGGCCUGCUGAAUCACGGCGACAGACACGGCGUCGCCCUGGCGUCCCUGAGCCUCUCCGACGCCGUAUCCAUCCUGUCGGAGCGGAGGACGCCCCUGUCGCCCGAGGAGGUCCAGGAGCUGCAGCUCGUGCUCGACAAAAUCGAAAGAAAUCCCGAGCUGCUGUGCAAACUGUCGUGCCCCAGUAUGGAGAGCGUUGCGUGAAAAUGCACGUCUCGUCGAUACCGGCGUUAAUAUUUACAUCGCGUUUUAAUAUAAUUAUUAGUCUUUGUUGCAAAACGAUUUGCCGUUACGGUUCGUUGCGUGCUAAGCCGGGCGUAACGAAUUUUCAAAUGUAAACCCGUUUAAAUCGAAACGGUGGGAGUUUAAAACAAAACGCGGCGCCAAAUAAUUGGCAAACAGAUAAAAUCGCGAUCGAUGUUGAUAUUUCUGCCGGUUGGUUGUUAUUGUUAUUAUUGCCAAAAUGUCUAUCCGUAAUACAAACGUUAAAUGCGAUUGAAAAUGGCACGGAAUUGAUUUUGCGCGCGCGACAAAAACUCCCGCUAAAAGUCCGAUAAAAAAUUGAAAACCGACAAAGAGGCCGGCGCAAUCACGAAGGCAAUUAUGCGAUUCAGCAUAUUUACGCGGUAUCUCCCCGUUUGUAAUUUCAUAACGAU
Molecule: messenger RNA, 3212 nt
Organism: Vollenhovia emeryi
Lineage: Eukaryota; Metazoa; Arthropoda; Insecta; Hymenoptera; Formicidae
Exons: 2
Coding region: 1-2760 (919 amino acids)
Source: RefSeq, a predicted model, not a curated record